UAGAGAUAGCUUCACGCGAUUGUUAGUUUUUACUAACAAUCGCGUGAAGCUAUCACAACAUGGCCUAUUUUUGGAAAGUCGUUCCCCAUUUAUGGCCUUUCGUUGUCCUCCCUUCCUCUCUCUCACCUACUUCCCACCACAGUUUCCUAUCACCAUUCCCAUCAUCACCACAGACACUCGCUCAAACAACCACCAAAAUGGCAUCCCUCAUAACCCUAAUCAUAUUCCUCCUCCUCUCCCUCUCCCACCAAUCCCCCCCCCCCUCCACCGCCCCCCCCUCACAACCUGGACCUCCCUAAUCCUCACCCACCACGGCGAGCGCCGCCCCCUCCUCACCCACCCCCACUCCACCCUCACCCCCCUCGGCGCCCACCAAGCCCACUCCUCCGGCUCCCUCCUGCGCCGCCGCUACCUCACCGGUCCCUCCGCGUACAACACCUCUUUCGUCCCCCUCCACGGAUUCCACAAAAACUACAUCGAUAACCAGAGAGUCCAGGUCCUGUCGGCGCCGGAGCAACCGGUUGUCGCGAGUGCGUGGGCGUUUUUGCAGGGCUUGUAUCCUCCUGUUGAUGCACCGGCGAUGGUGGGGGGGAGUCCGAAGGCGGGGACGGCGGGGGGGAGGGAUUGGAAUAACAUCUGGAUCGCUGGGUCUGACCGGUGCGCUCUGCACGCUGCCUCUACUGCGGCGCAGAUCAACAGCAGUGUGUAUAUCGACACUACCGAAGCAAGCGCGCCGUUUUUCGCGUCUAUGAUCCCAAGUGUGUUUGGGGGGGUGGUUCCGGAGAUGAUGGUGACGUACCAUAAUGCCCCCGCGCUGUACGACUACGCUGCGUACGCUACGCUGCAUAACUCCACUGUUGCUGAGACGCUGCCUGCGUCGGCGCUGGCGAGGUUGAGAGCGUUGGCUGGGAAAAGGUUUUGGGGGGUUCACGGUGUGCAGAGAGGCACGGGUGAGGGGGAGGAGGGAGAUGGCGAGCAAGACGCUAUUCUGAAACCCAUAGCCGGCCGCACAUUCGCAGAGCGCGUUCUCUACCUCUUAACCCGCACGACAACCUCCGAGCGGCCGGGGGCGCUGAAUCUGCUCUUCAGUUCCUCCGCCCCAUUCGUGGGCUUCUCCUCCAUCUCCGGGCUUGCAGAGCAGGAUGCACGGUUUAAAGGCGUGGUGGAGCCGGGGAGUAUGAUGGUUUUCGAAGUCUUCUCCUAUACCGACCCCGAGGCUGGGAGACCGGGGAAGGAGGAUCUGUGGGUUAGAUUCCUUUAUCGGAAUGGCACGGCGGAGGGGGCGAGGUUGGUGGGGUACCCGCUUUUUGGACGGGGGAGGAGUAAGAUGGAUAUGCGCUUCUCGGAGUUUGAGAAGGAGAUGGGGGCGAUUGGGAAGGGGGUGGGGGAGUGGUGUGAGGUUUGUGGGGUGGGACCGGUGUUUUGUCCUGCGUUUGUGGAGGGGUUGGAUAAAGGGCGGAAAGAGGAGGAAGAAAAAGGGAAGGAUGGGGAUGGGGAGGGUGGGAAGAAGAAGAAGAAGGGGACGACGGCGUUGGAGUUGGGACUUGGGCUUGGGGCGGCCGGGUUUGUGGUGGUGUUUGGGGGUUUGGUGAUGGUUUUUUGUGCGAGGUCGCGGAGGAGGAAAGAGGUGAGGGAUAAGGAGGAGGGGUGGGAGAUGGGGGAUAGGGGGGCGAAGGAGGAGAGGGUGAGGAGCGGAGCGGAUUAUGAGGUUAGGAAUGAGGAUGAGGAGACGGUUAAUCCGAUGAGGGAGCCGGUGAGGGUUGAGGAUCGGGUUUAG
Molecule: messenger RNA, 1777 nt
Organism: Pseudogymnoascus destructans
Lineage: Eukaryota; Fungi; Ascomycota; Leotiomycetes; Thelebolales; Thelebolaceae
Exons: 3
Coding region: 92-1777 (561 amino acids)
Biological process (GO): dephosphorylation
Molecular function (GO): phosphatase activity
Source: RefSeq, a predicted model, not a curated record